Solea solea (common sole) is the source of this 1947-nucleotide messenger RNA. RefSeq names its product SH3 and SYLF domain containing 1 (gene sh3yl1). NCBI's taxonomy places the organism in Eukaryota, Metazoa, Chordata, Actinopteri, Pleuronectiformes, Soleidae. Bases 342 to 1574 code for a protein of 410 amino acids. The transcript is spliced from 11 exons. Gene Ontology annotation, molecular function: phosphatidylinositol binding; protein binding. Gene Ontology annotation, cellular component: ruffle membrane. The record is from RefSeq and is a predicted model, not a curated record.
CGGCAACGGCGGCGCGCGCUGAACUUUGGGGCUGCCCACGCGCUGCCUGUCUCCCUGACAACGUCCUUCUCUCUUUUAAAACUUCGCCUGUUCGCGUGUGACGUCACAUGUAAUCCGCCCGUCUGUCUCCUCGACGUCAUUACUGCAGAUCAUCAUCAUCAUCAUCAUCAUCAUUAUUAUUAUUAUUUAUUUUUCUACCGCCGCUGUGAAAGCCGGAAGCGCGGCGGGCUAGUAUCGCGAGAGGUGAGCUGGAAGUAAAGAGACUUCCGCGGCGGCGACGCACCUGCGCAGGUAAACAAGCGGAGGAAGAGAAGAAAGAAAGAAAGAAAGAAAGAAAGAAAAUGAGUAACCCAAUCCCAUCCAACCUCAAGUCUGAGGCCAAGAAAGCUGCCAAGAUCCUGACGGACUUCACCGAGAUCUCCAGCAGGAACGGACCGGACAAACUCAUCCCCCCUCAUGUCAUAGCGAAGGCUGAAGGUCUCGCCAUCAUCUCUGUCAUCAAGGCAGGUUUCGUGAUCACGGCCAGAGGAGGCAGCGGCAUCGUCAUCGCCAGGCUCGCCGACAGACGUUGGUCCGCCCCCUCUGCCAUCGGCCUCGCCGGGCUUGGAGGAGGCUUUGAGAUCGGAGUGGAGGUGUCAGACCUGGUAUUCAUCCUGAACCAGCGCAGAGCCAUCGAAGCCUUUACCAAGGGCGGGAAUCUGACGCUGGGCGGGAACUGCACUAUCGCCGUGGGACCAGUGGGCAGGAACGUGGAAGCAGACGUGGCGCUGCGCAGCACCGCAGCAGUAUUCGUCUACUGCAGAUCCAGAGGUUUGUUCGCUGGUAUUUCCCUGGAGGGAUCGUGCCUGAUCGAACGCAAGGAAACCAACCGCAAGUUCUACUCCCGCGACAUCCGAGCUUCAGCCAUUUUGAACGGCGACGUGGAGCCUCCGUCUGAGUGCUACGAUCUUUACCACAUCCUGGACGCUUACUCCGAGGCCUACACCACAGACUGGACCAGCAAGAACAUGCGAUCAGUGUCGUCUGUUGCUCCGUCCAGACCUCCAGCUCCAGCUCAGCCGAAACCGCCGAGCAGCUACAAACAACGGCCGAGCAGCUACCAGCAACCGCCGAGCAACUACCAACAACCGCCGAGCAACUACCAACAACCGCCGAGCAGCUACCAACAACCGCCGAGCAACUACCAACAACCGCCGAGCAACUACCAACAACCGCCGAGCAGCUACCAACAACCGCCGAGCAACUACCAACAACCGCCAGCCAGCUCAGGUGCUCGACCAGGAAGUAAGAACGCUCUGUAUCCGAGUAUCUCUGUCUAUAAAUCUGAAACCUCAGAUAAAUUUGCCUCGAGGAGUCAGAGCGUUGGCGGGGCACUGCCGUCAGAUGCAGCCGGCCCUCAACUGGUCGUCACGGCGACGCACCCGUUCACCGGGCAGCAGCCGGGCGACCUGAGCUUCAGCCCCGGCGACCGCAUCACCGUCGUCACCAAGACCGACUCCGAGUACGACUGGUGGGAGGGGCAACUGGAUGACGGGCGGGUCGGGAUCUUCCCCGCUAACUUUGUUACAUACUGAGGCUCCUCCUCCGCCCGCUGGUGUGUUGGAGCUACAACACUGGGGCCGGUUACAGCAGUUAGGGUCAAGAGACGUUUACAGGUCACACUUUAAAGAUGAAAUCAUUAAUAACAACUUCAUCACAAAAAUGUUCGAUUUUUAAUUCUUUACAUUCAAACACAAACAUGAAUUCAUUAUUCACACAUUCAUGUUCUGUCACUUUAGAACUACAUUUGAAAUAUAAACCUACAUUAAAAAAUACAUUUAAUCUGGAAUAUAUUUAAUCUGACAUGUGUUACUACAGCGUCACAUGACCAAAGGUCAGCUGACUUUAUCAGGGGUUUUCUUCUUUUUUUUGCUUUGCAUAAAAUAAAUAAAUUCUAUUUAUCAAACA